Messenger RNA from Xylaria bambusicola, 1227 nucleotides. RefSeq names its product WD40 repeat-like protein. Gene Ontology annotation, biological process: positive regulation of TOR signaling; protein import into nucleus; COPII-coated vesicle budding. The coding region runs from base 1 to 948 and encodes 315 amino acids. NCBI's taxonomy places the organism in Eukaryota, Fungi, Ascomycota, Sordariomycetes, Xylariales, Xylariaceae. Gene Ontology annotation, molecular function: structural molecule activity; protein binding. The transcript has 3 exons. The record is from RefSeq and is a predicted model, not a curated record. Gene Ontology annotation, cellular component: nuclear pore outer ring; COPII vesicle coat.
AUGAUUCUGCGAUUUGCGACUCAACGUCCCCUUGUGGCCAAUCCGCGGAUACGAUCCACCACUACGACUGACCUUGACCAGCACGAUGCAGUCCUCGACUACUACGGAAGACGGCUCGCGACAUGCUCCUCCGAUAAGACGAUCAAGAUAUUCGAGAUUGAGGGCGAAUCGCAACGGUUAAUUGAGACACUGAAAGGUCAUGAAGGCGCAGUAUGGUGUGUGUCUUGGGCGCACCCAAAAUACGGAAACAUCCUCGCCUCGGCUGGCUACGACGGCAAGGUUUUCAUCUGGCGCGAGCAAUCAAAUCAGUGGCAGCGGAUUUUCGAGCACCCCCUGCACAAAGCUUCCGUAAAUAUGGUGUCUUGGUCUCCUCACGAAUCGGGCUGUCUCCUUGCCUGCGCUUCCUCCGAUGGCUCUGUGUCGGUUCUCGAGUUUAAAGACAACAAUUUCUCCCACGUUAUUUUCCCGGCGCAUGGACUUGGUGUAAACUCUGUUUCAUGGGCCCCUGCAACAGCGCCUGGUAGCAUUGUUUCGUCAGGUUCACCAACCCCAGGCGCUAUGGGCCAGCGUCGCUUCGUCACAGGCGGCUGUGAUAAUGCUUUGAGACUCUGGGCCUAUGACCCAGCUACGCAGAGCUACAAGCAGGAGAGGGAGCCGUUAAUUGGCCACACGGAUUGGGUGCGUGAUGUGGCAUGGAGCCCCACGGUACUGCAGAAGAGCUACAUCGCAUCGGCUUCACAAGAUAAGACGGUACGCAUUUGGACGAGUGAUAAUGCUACCCAAGGUCAAUGGUCAUGCAAGGUAUUGAACUUUGACGCUAUCGUCUGGCGGGUUAGUUGGAGUCUGAGUGGUAACGUGCUGGCUGUUAGCGGCGGCGACAACAAAGUUUCUCUGUGGAAGGAGAAUCUUAGAGGCGAAUGGGAAUGCGUCAAGACCAUGGAGGAAUAAACACAUUCAGCCGCACCAUGUACUGGCUGAGAACCAGGAGCGCCCAUGAGAGGCUCCGGCGCAAGACUUCGGUGAGCAGGAAGAAUCUAGCUUUUGCCUCCGCCGCGUAGCUUUGCGCUUGACAAGAUAAAAACAGUUUUUAUGAUGUUCUAAAGCAGGCACAAAUGAUAAUAAACCUUUUAGAUCAUUUCCGAGCGACAUCCCCCGUUCAUUUUCAGGGAAAAGAGAGACUAUUUCCACAAGCUAGAACUUAAUAUCACUUCUGUCUCCUGUUUUCGC